Molecule: messenger RNA, 1722 nt
Organism: Funneliformis mosseae
Lineage: Eukaryota; Fungi; Glomeromycota; Glomeromycetes; Glomerales; Glomeraceae
Source: the annotation of a GenBank genome assembly
AUGUCUUCGUACCAUGCUUCAUAUCACAGUAGACACUCAUCAGACGGUGAAGGCAGGAAGCGUCAUAGUAGACAUUCUGACGAAGAGAAACAAGUGGAAAGAAAACACAAAAAGAAAGCUAAAAAAGAAUCGAAGAAACAUAAAAAAGAACAUAAAUCAGAUAAAUUAGAUAAUUCAGAUAAAAUGUCAUAUAUAGAUUUGUCGAUUUACUCAAAUAACGACAAUCCAUUUAAUGAUGCUAACUUAGGAGAAAAGUUCGUAUGGACUAAGAAGAAGGAUCGCGAAAAGAAAUCAGGCUUAACUCCUGAAGAGAUAUUUCGUCAAGAGAAACAACGUCGUGAAGAAACGCAGCUCGAACUUGAAAAAUUGAAAAAGAGGAGAGUAGAACGUGAAGUAGAACAGCAAUUGAGAGAAGAGGAGCUUGCACGGAUGCAACGGGAGGCCGAAUUUGCAUCUAUGGGUGAUUGGGCAUCUAAAGAAGAUGAAUUCCAUCUUGAACAAGCAAAACGCCGUGCAGAAAUUCGUAUCAAGGAAAAUAGAGCAAAGCCAAUAGAUAUUCUUGCCAUCAAUUUGCAGGUUGAAGAAUUACAUCAAGAUAUUCAGAGAUAUUUAAGUCUUGAAAAAAAUCCAAAUAAUCUUGAUUUCUGGAGAGCAAUGAUCGUGGUAUGUGAUGAUAAACUUUCCGAGCUUCAAGCGGAAGAAAAAAAUCUUACUAGUAAUGUUACGGCUGUUGUCAAAGAUGACAUCAAUAAGUUGUUGGCUGGUAAAACUUAUGAACAAUUAAACAAAUUGCAAGCUCAGAUUCAACAAAAGUUAUCUGGGCAAGAAGCUGUGGAAGUUGAAUAUUGGGAACAGCAAUUGAAAACUAUAACUGUUUGGAAAGCAAAGGCUAAAUUAAAGGCAAUGCAUGAAAUUGUAUUACACAAGAGAUUGGAACAAUUAAGGAGAAAACAGAGACAAGAAGCUAUCAAAGUGCAGGAAGAAUUAGAGACAGCACUUGCAUCACAUAAUUUGCAUGUUAGGAUAGAAGGACGACAUGAACCUCUUGAUGAAGCAGUAUUAGAGGAAGAAGACGAUUCUUUGAUCGAGGAAUAUGAUGUGUCGAUGAGUCCAAAACCUUUUGACAAAUUACCAAGAGAAGACAAACAAUAUGACAUUUUUGAUCUUGAGGAAGACAUGAAAGCAUUGAGAGAAAAACGUAAAGAGGUUCUUCGUAACCAAUUUAUUCCAAUGAAAAUUCAACAAAAGAAACCUACUAUAGAAGAGGAGGAAGAUUCUGUAGUUUCUAAAGUAUUAUAUGAACGAGAGGCUGCCAAAGAUUUAGACGAAGAUGAAGCUAUAUUUAAUAUUGAGGAAGAAUUAGCCAAAACGACAUAUUUAUGGCAAGACAAAUAUCGUCCAAGGAAACCUCGAUAUUUUAAUCGUGUUCAUACAGGAUAUGAAUGGAAUAAAUAUAAUCAGACUCAUUAUGAUAGUGAUAAUCCACCUCCAAAGGUUGUUCAAGGAUACAAAUUCAAUAUAUUUUAUCCUGAUCUGAUUGAUAAGUCCAAAGCUCCAACAUAUAAAAUUGAAAGAGAACCUGGAAACAAUGAUACCGAUAUUGCAUUUCGUAUUGUUAAUCGUGAAUGGGAAUAUUCUCAUAAGAAAGGCUUUAAAUCAAGUUUCGAUCGUGGUGUUUUACAAUUACAUUUCCAUUUUAAACGUCAUUAUUAUCGUCGUUAA